Dermacentor silvarum is the source of this 3457-nucleotide messenger RNA. RefSeq names its product alpha-methylacyl-CoA racemase (gene Amacr). The transcript has 6 exons. Gene Ontology annotation, cellular component: mitochondrion. Gene Ontology annotation, molecular function: alpha-methylacyl-CoA racemase activity. The record is from RefSeq and is a predicted model, not a curated record. Gene Ontology annotation, biological process: bile acid metabolic process. The coding region runs from base 480 to 1433 and encodes 317 amino acids. NCBI's taxonomy places the organism in Eukaryota, Metazoa, Arthropoda, Arachnida, Ixodida, Ixodidae.
GCACAGAAUCGCAACAAGUGGCCCGGGCUUGCUGACAAGCGACACGACCGUCAAGGGUACGCAGCUGCGACAGCAACACACAAAAGAGAAGAGCGAGACGCAGGUGUUGUGAAAGGCCUGUCAUCAGUCUCGGCGGAGGAUUGUCUGAACACCGCGCUUUGAAACAAGCCUGACGUUUGCACCACAAUCGAAAAUGACUGCACAAAAUGCUCGCACCCGUGCGACAUAGACAAAAACAUAGUGAAACUUGGCCGUCUGUAAACGUUAAUUGAAAGGACCGCAAUGAACAGCUGAUAGCAGCUGGCUUCCCGUACACCCUUGGAUAAACGCCCACCUGCACAAGAAACCACGCAACCCGGAGCCCGCUUACGAUCAAUGGGCAACCGAAACCGCAGUUGGAUGCAGAUCGUCUGUCCAGGGGCAAGCGAUCUAUCGUGAUCGACCUCAGGGAGAAGAAAGGGGUUGCUCUGCUGCAAAAGAUGGCCAACAACUCUGACGUUCUACUUGAGGGCUACCGUCCAGGUGUGAUGGAGCGCAUGGGUCUCGGGCCCGACGUGCUCCUGCAGUCCAACCCGCGGCUGGUGUACGCGCGCCUCACGGGGUUCGGCCAGACGGGGCCCUUCUCCGCCAUGGCCGGCCACGACAUCAACUACAUCGCACUUUCCGGCGUGCUGUCCAUGCUGGGCGCGUACGGCCAGAAGCCGCAGCCGCCGGUGAACUUGAUGGCGGACUUCGCCGGCGGCGGCCUGCUGUGCGCGCUGGGCAUCUGCAUGGCGCUUCUCGAGCGGGAGCGCUCCGGCAAGGGACAGGUCAUCGACGCGAGCAUGACUGAGGGCUGCGCCUACGUCAGCAGCUUCCUGUGGCGGACGCGCAGCUCCAAGAUGGCGCUGCCCAUCUGGAUCGACGACCGCGGAGGAAACAUCCUGGACGGCGGCGCGCACUUCUACAACGUGUACGAGACCAAGGACGGCAAGUACAUGGCGGUGGGAGCGCUUGAGCCACACUUCUACAAGAUACUCGUGGAAGGUCUGGGUCUGGACCCGGAGGAGGUGGAGCAGUUCUCCGAGUGGGACAAGUGCAAGGAGGCGUUCGCCAAGUCGUUCAAAAGGAAGACGCAAGCCGAGUGGUGCGCCGUGUUCGACCUCACGGACGCCUGCGUUGUGCCCGUCCUGGACUACGACCGCGCCUGCGAACAUCCGCAGAACGCACACCGGCACGCCUUCGUCGAGUGCAAGGACGGCCCACCGGCUCCCCGUCCGGCGCCCGUACUGUCCCGGACGCCCGCCGAGCCGGACAUGGAGGAACCACUGCCCGGAGAGCACACGAGGCAGAUCCUCAAGGAAUUGGCCGACUUGAGCGACGCCGAGGUGCAGGGACUGAUAGACGACCAGGUGGUCGCGGCGCCCUCCUACACGCUCAAGUCCAAGUUGUAGUUAACGCAAUAAUAUAUACACCCGUAGGCUUUGUCUGGAGGUGGUCUCGGUCACGUGCCUGGGGCUUCCGGUUGAUAGGGUUGAUUGACACUGAAAUGGAGCAAGCCGCAGCUCUCUUUCAAGCUGGGUUUUCGCCUGCGCGCUCACCUCGCUUCAGUCGCAGAGUACGCGGGCGAUAAGCUGAGGCUUCUCUGGGAGGUCCGCCUUACGGUUUUACAGGGACGUGCGCCUUUUAUUCGAAAAGAGAUUUCGCGCUUACCGCUGAUCUGUUCUUGCUCAAGUUUUGCAGCGAGAUCGCAUUUUAUGGCCCGGGUCGUUAAAAAUAACGCUUAGCACUGUUACUUGCCUGAUUUGUCAAGAAAAACUGCGAAUUUGCCUUCGUCUAGCGUGACCACAUCGAACGCACCAGCAAUUAAUGGAAACCAAUCUCGAAGACCAUGCUUUGCCGUGCUGCGAACGGCGGAAGUGACAUAGCUGCCAUGUUUUAAACAUCACCCACUGCGAGGGGCGCACACGAAGGCAAUUUCGCAGUUUUUUUUUUUUCUUGACAAUUAAGUGAGGAAAUUAACAGUGCCAAGUGUUAUAUAUUGAACGAUUGGGACAAUAAAAUGUGACAUCGCUGCAAAACUUGAGCAAGAACAGAGCAGCAGCAGGCGCAAAAUCUGUUCUAUGAUUUUAAGAUAAAAACGCACGUAUACCUGUAGAUACUUUUGUCCCGUGCUACCCGUGAUCAAGCCUAACACAACAGCUGAUCUUAAAACGCAUGGCGCACAUAAAGCAAACUUGUGCCCAAUAUUGCAGUGAAAAAAAGGACUGGGCGCAGCUUCACGGGUGUUCGCCGCCGUGGUCAAAACUGCGCGUAGCGCUGUCGGUAACUCAGGAGAAAGCGUUGCACAAAGCGCAAACUCGUGAAUAACCUUGCAUUCUGGCCACACAUGACGCACCAACAGCCCUGCAGACAGAGUACGAAGAAAUAAAACUACUUUGUUUGGUACGGCGCGGAUGCAAGGUGGGGCUGUCGCAACAGCUUGCGACUGCGUUUAUUAUUAGCAUUCCAACUGUCGUGCAGUGCCAUUGAAAAACUCUCAUUAGGGAGUUUUGGAUAUUGACAGUUAGGGGGCGCAAACAACUGGGCUUUCAAAAGAACGCGAUAAGGUACACAAUUGAACCCCAAAGCUGUACGAAUCAACGCAAGCCGGGCGCGGCGCUUUGCGUGUGCAAAGGUCCCUUUGGGUAUACCAAACCCGUUUGCGUAUACGCAAAAUCUAAAGCUCCCUAUAUUACAUCAACUGACUACUAAUACUUAAGUGCAGUAUUUGGCAAAAUUGUGCGCACUACUAAAGUAUUUUUACGUGCUCUAAGAGACACACAAAAGAGGGCAGGAGAGCUGAUGCCUCUCUUGCAUGUCCUCUUCUACGCGUAUCUUAAUUGUUUUUUUUUUUGUUUUUUUUUUGCGAAUAAGUACUUUACCUCUACCAAGUGAAUGGCAACGGACUUGCCCACUAACAAGUUUUACAGGAGCAGGAAAUUCAAGUGCCUUAACCUAACUGACAGCAUUACAACUGCCUAUACUGUUGCGGGGGCGCAUGUACUGCUUGAAAACGCGUAUUUAGCGUAUGUGCGCAAAUUCUGUAGAGGCGUCAUUUUAAGAGUGUCACAAAUAGAAAAAAAAUGAAAUUUCGCUUAGUGUUGAAACCAACGUAUUUCAAUACGUUCGAGCACAUGGGACCAAGUGCAUCUAAUGUUUUUUUCCUGUACGACUUUACGCCGCCUAUAGUUGGCGGGAUGCUGGUAUGUUGUGCUUUCGUUGGAGAAAGAGUCGCCAGGGGCUGCGAUUACUGCAUAUAUUUGUCUCCAACUACACUUAAACAGUUCGCACGUGCUCGUGGGAGUUGUAUUUUUUAAUUAGAAAAAGUAUGAUGUUCGCCUGGCUAUUGUGUUCUCUGCAUGUCUGUAUAGUUAUGAAAACGACCAUUGUCGCCAAUGUAAUAAAUAUACCUGCAUUAAAGUUCAGUAAACCGUGA